CUAGCACAGUUGGUCUUCUAAUGCACAUGAAUGGGACAUAUAGAGCUCAUUGGGCUGAUCGUUUGGGGUUAUGUAAGGGUGGUGGUGCUCCAUUAGCAUUUGGAUGUAUCAAGGGUAUGGGAGGUCCAGUUCCUAGCACAUUAAUUGGAGUCACACGGAUAUACCCUGUUCUCUACAAGGAAAGGUUAAGUAAUGGGGGAUUUAUUGUGAGAUCAGAGAGAAUGGAAGCUAAAAUGAUACAAUUAUACAAACAGAGGUGAUUUUGUCUUACCUUAGGAAGCAAACUGCAAAUGCUAAAUUGUUUGCCUUCUGAAUAUUCAUUUUUGGCCUUUACUAUGUUCAUCAUUACCAGCUUGAAUAUAAAUUUCAGUUUGUCUAUAAAUUUCAGACUAAAAUGAUUAGUUUAUUGACAAACUAAAUGAUGAUUUUUUUACUUCAUUAGUUUGGAGAAACUGACACUACAAUGUCAAUAAAAUGACUUACUUUAUU
Messenger RNA from Camellia sinensis, 489 nucleotides. Its product is annotated as protein BREAST CANCER SUSCEPTIBILITY 2 homolog B. Gene Ontology annotation, biological process: regulation of DNA-templated transcription; double-strand break repair via homologous recombination. The record is from RefSeq and is a predicted model, not a curated record. NCBI's taxonomy places the organism in Eukaryota, Viridiplantae, Streptophyta, Magnoliopsida, Ericales, Theaceae.